AUGGGACCUGUUGAGGAAAUGAAGCCAGGAAACCAAACCGUCACUACUCACUUCUUACUUUUGGGGUUUGCCUUCCACGGCAAGAUGCAGCUCCUAUUUUUCUCACUGAUUUCCAUCAUGUGCCUGGCCAUCUUGAUAGGGAACUCUCUAAUUGUUGUGAUCACAACCAUUGACCCUGUCCUACACACACCCAUGUACUACUUGCUGAAGAAUCUUGCCUUGACAGAGAUCUGCUACAGCCUGAGCAUUGUCCCCAAGAUGCUGGCGAUUCUGGUGGCGGAGAGAAAAAUGAUUUCCUUCACAGCUUGCGCCUUGCAGCUCAACUGCGUUCUUCUUUUUGUCACCUGUGAGUGUUUCCUCUUAGGUGCAAUGGCUUACGACCGGCAAGCGGCAAUAUGCCAUCCCUUGCAUUAUGCCACCAUGAUGAACAGGGAUCGCUGCUUCAAGAUGGCAAUUGGGUCUUGGCUGUCUGGUGUCCCUGUGGCUCUGGGCUUCACCUCAUGGUUAUUUACCCUGCCCUUCUGUGGGAGAAACACAGUCGAUUAUUUCUUUUGUGAUGUUUCUCCUGUGUUGAAGCUGGUGUGUGCAGACACAGCCUUGUUUGAACUACUGAUUUUUAUCGCUACUGUCAUAAUAGUGAUGGUUCCCUUUUCUCUGAUAGCCGUCUCUUACCUUCGCAUUAUCCAUGCUGUUCUUCAGAUACCCUCGGCUGUGGGCCAGAGGCGAGCCUUUUCCACCUGUGCAGCUCACCUGGUGGUAGUGACUCUUUUCUACAGCACAACUGGCAUCAUUCACCUGCGACCCAAGUCCAGCCUCUCAUCCAACGUGAAGAAAAUGGUUUCCCUGUCUUACACAGUUGUCACCCCCAUGCUCAACCCCAUCAUCUACAGCUUGAGGAAUCAGGAAGUCAAGCAAAGCCUGAGGAGAUGCGUUGACAAGUGCUUACUUAGGAAGCCGAUGGCUGUUUUUUCUCCAUCCAGGUGA
Molecule: messenger RNA, 984 nt
Organism: Gymnogyps californianus (California condor)
Lineage: Eukaryota; Metazoa; Chordata; Aves; Accipitriformes; Cathartidae
Product: olfactory receptor 10A7-like
Exons: 1
Coding region: 1-984 (327 amino acids)
Biological process (GO): G protein-coupled receptor signaling pathway
Cellular component (GO): membrane
Molecular function (GO): G protein-coupled receptor activity; olfactory receptor activity
Source: RefSeq, a predicted model, not a curated record